AGAUUUUUAGGGCAGAUAAACAAUGGCUAAUUACCUGACCUUGUGGGUUUUUUUGGCUUUUUGUAUGAUUACUGUUGUACAGUCUACAGAUAGUGGAUUUACAUUGAAAAGUGGGAAGAAUCCAAAUUUGGUGACCAAUCUGCCUGGGCAGCCUAAAGUGGGGUUUAAUCACUAUUCAGGUUAUGUGACUGUGAAUGAAGAACAUGGAAGAGCUCUCUUCUAUUGGUUCUAUGAGGCUGCUACUCUCAAAGAGAAAAGGCCUCUGGUCCUAUGGCUUAAUGGAGGUCCAGGGUGUUCAUCUGUGGGUUAUGGAGCAACACAAGAGAUUGGACCUUUCAUCAUAAAUUCAGAUGGAAAGACUCUUUCUUUCAAUGAGCACUCAUGGAACAAAGAAGCCAAUAUGUUAUUUUUGGAAUCUCCAGUGGGAGUAGGAUUUUCCUACUCUAAUAAAACAUCUGAUUACAAGAUAUUAGGAGAUAACAUCACUGCUGAGGAUUCAUACAAGUUCCUCCAAAACUGGUUUGCAAUUUACCCCCAGUAUAGAACACAUGAGUUCUACAUUGCAGGGGAAAGCUAUGGAGGGAAAUAUGUUCCUGAACUUGCAGAGCUGAUACAUGAUAAAAAUAAAAUGUCCUCCAAGAGUCAUUAUAUAAAUCUCAAAGGUUUCAUGGUGGGCAACCCAGAGACACAUGAUGCCAAUGAUUGGCGAGGCCAAAUGGAUUAUGCAUGGAGCCAUGCAGUUGUAUCGGAUGAGACCCACAAAAUGAUUUUAGAUUACUGUGAUUUUGAUGCUAACAAUACAUUUGACAACCAAAACUGCACAGAUGCAGUAGAUGAAGUUUUUGCUCAAUAUGAUAAGAUAGACAUGUAUAGUCUGUACACUCCUAAAUGCAUUCACAAAAACAUAACAAAGCAUGCUAAACAUGGGGGGAACCUGUUCAAGUACUCAACUCACAAGGUACACUUCUAUGUCUCAAUGAAGAGGGUCGGUGGAUAUGAUCCUUGUCUUGAUGACUAUGCUGCAGUGUAUUACAACAGAUAUGAUGUUCAGAAAGCUCUUCAUGUCCUCAAUGGCUCACACCUUAGAAAUUGGAGUAUUUGCAACUAUGAUAUCUUUAAUGGGUGGAAUUACUCACGACCAUCUGUAUUGCCAGCCUAUCAUAAGCUUAUGAAAGCGGGUCUUCGCAUAUGGGUUUACAGUGGAGACACUGAUGGUCGGGUUCCAGUGCUAUCAACAAGAUAUAGUCUAAAUGCUCUGCAAGUUCCCAAAAGUGCUUGGCGGCCAUGGUAUUAUCAGGAUCAGGUAGGUGGGUGGACUCAAGAUUACGGGAAGUUGACAUUCUUUACGGUUAGAGGUGCCGGCCAUGCAGUGCCACUUUUUGACAGAGGCGAAGCUUUGUUUUUCUUCACCUCAUUUCUUUCAGGGAAAGUUCUGCCGAAGCAAUGACAAUGACAGGCCUUUAGAAUAAUUUUUUUUGGGUUUUUCUCAAUAAAAGUGUAGAACAGUCGUCUAAAUAAAGUGAUUACAAUAAGAAAAUACCAGGCUAUGUACAUAUUUUCAGGUCCGGGUCUAUUUGAAUAUUACUGUGGAGACUUUAGCUGGUCCAGGCUAAGGAUGUUGAUGUAUAUUGCUCCUGUUUUACACCUUAAUAAUUCAUUCAAUUUAAUGGUUGAAUGUAUAGAUGUGACUGUUUAUG
Cryptomeria japonica (Japanese cedar) is the source of this 1697-nucleotide messenger RNA. RefSeq names its product serine carboxypeptidase-like 32. The record is from RefSeq and is a predicted model, not a curated record. NCBI's taxonomy places the organism in Eukaryota, Viridiplantae, Streptophyta, Pinopsida, Cupressales, Cupressaceae. Gene Ontology annotation, molecular function: serine-type carboxypeptidase activity. Gene Ontology annotation, biological process: proteolysis. The transcript is spliced from 10 exons. Gene Ontology annotation, cellular component: vacuole. Bases 23 to 1447 code for a protein of 474 amino acids.